Messenger RNA from Pyricularia pennisetigena, 1038 nucleotides. RefSeq lists its product as uncharacterized. The record is from RefSeq and is a predicted model, not a curated record. Lineage: Eukaryota; Fungi; Ascomycota; Sordariomycetes; Magnaporthales; Pyriculariaceae. The transcript has 2 exons. Bases 1 to 1038 code for a protein of 345 amino acids.
AUGAUCUCCAACAUCUUCUGGGCUGGCCUUGCCCUUGGGCCCACUGUUUUGGGCGCUGCUAUCCCCGACGUCAGGAACAAUGGACUUGUUCAACCCCAGGAGGAUGCUGGCCAGCCUGCUCUCCCCGUCGACUUGCCCUUCGACUUGCCCACCGGUCUCCCUAUCAGGUUGCCCACUGGCUUGCCCAUUGCUUUACCCACUCGCCUUCCUAUCGGGUUGCCCACUGGCUUGCCAAUUGGACUGCCUACUCGUCUUCCUAUCGGCUUGCCUACACGACUCCCUAUUGGGUUGCCUACUGGCUUGCCAAUUGGUCUACCCACUCGUCUUCCUAUUGGGUUGCCUACUGGGUUGCCUACUGGCUUGCCUACUGGCUUGCCUACUGGCUUGCCCACCGGUCUCCCUAUCGACCUGCCAACUGAUUUGCCCACUGCUUUGCCGACUGGUCUUCCUACCGACCUGCCUACUGGCCUCCAGAUCGACUUGUCAACUGCUUUGCCGACUGAUCUUCCGGCCGACCACCCCACUGGCCUCCCGAUCGACUUGUCAACUGAUUUGCCCACCGAUCUCCCUGUUGACUUGCCCACUGCGUUGCCGACUGAUCUUCCGGCCGACCACCCCACUGGUCUCCCUACUGACUUGCCGACUGAUUUGCCCACUGGCCUCCCUACCGGUUUGCCGUAUCCGCCAGGCACCGGCUUGUCGUUUCCGCCGACCGGCGUGCCUACCCAUCUGCCUGCCCCGCCCACUGGCCGACCUGUACCCCCGACCGGUCGCCCCCGGCCUCCGAUGGGCCACCCUCGUCCUCCGGUAGGUCGGCCCCGGCCCCCGAUCGGUCGCCCUCAGCCACCGCGGCCGUCCACGGAUAGCACUCUGCACCCGCCUAUGCCGACUGCUACUUCGCCUCCCUCAGCGGGCGCCCCGCGUCCUCCCAGGCCGACCGGUCCUCCUCACCCUCCCGUGUCUCCCACGUUUUCGGAACCUCCCGUCGCCACCCCGACCGUUGCGGUGCCGUCCGAGGUGCCUACUUACGACUAUUGA